AUGGUCGUCCUCCAGAGUCUCUGCUUAGUCUUCGGUCUCAUGUUCAUCUUCCAGAGUCUGUGCUUUGUCUUCGGCCUCAUGGUCGUCCUACAGAGUCUCUGCUUAGUCUUCGGCCUCAUGGUCGUCCUCCAGAGUCUCUGCUUAGUCUUCGGUCUCAUGUUCAUCUUCCAGAGUCUCUGCUUUGUCUUCGGCCUCAUGGUCGUCCUCCAGAGUCUCUGCUUUGUCUUCGGCCUCAUGGUCGUCCUACAGAGUCUCUGCUUCUUCUUCGGCCUAUGGUCGUCCUAUAGAAGUCUCUGCUUAGUCUUCGGCCUCAUGUUCAUCCUCCAGAGUCUCUGCUUUGUCUUCGGCCUCAUGGUCGUCCUACAGAGUCGCUGCUUAGUCUUCGGCCUCAUGUUCAUCCUCCAGAGUCUCUGCUUAGUCUUCGGCCUCAUGGUCGUCCUACAGAGUCUCUGCUUCGUCUUCGGCCUCAUGAACCUCAACAUAGAAGCAGAACCCAGACGUGUGUCCUUUAAGACCGACUGUUCAAAGAGUUUUGUUUUGGAUUUUAAAUCUGACCAACCUUCAGCUGAAAAGAGCUGGGACUUGCAGAUUUCAGCAGUUUCAAGUUCUCCAACUGCCAAGCAGAAUCAAAACCAGCUGGAAUCUAUAUUUGUGCUGCUGGAGGGUAACAUCAUUGAGUUUGUGAAAAACGAGCUAAAGAAGAUCCAGCAGGUUUUGAGUUCAUGUGACCUAGAAAGCACAGAUAGUCAAUGGGAGGAUGAGGAUGGGCUGGAAGGUGAAGAUAAAGAGCAAAGGAGGAGCAGCAGAGAAGCUUUUGUGGAAAUCACACUGAACUUCCUGAGGAUGAUGAAGCAGAAGGAGCUGGCUGAACGUCUGCAGAGAAAACAUUUUGCUUCAGUCUGUCAACAUAAAUUAAAGUCUGGUCUAAAGACGAGGUUCCAGUGUGUAUUUGAGGGGAUCGCUAAAGCAGGAAACCCAUCUCUUCUGAACCAGAUCUACACAGAACUCUACAUGACAGAGGGGGGGACUGGAGAGGUCAAUGAUGAACAUGAGGUCAGACAAAUUGAAACAUCAUCAAGGAAAUCCAGCAGACCGGAAACAACAAUCGGACAAGAAGACAUUUUAAAACCACGUCCAGGAAGAGAUCAACCAAUCAGAACAGUGAUGACAAAGGGAGUGGCUGGCAUUGGGAAAACAUUCUUAACACAGAAGUUCACUCUGGACUGGGCUGAAGGCAAAGCCCACCAGAACAUCCAGUUCAUAUUUCCAUUCACCUUCAGAGAGCUGAAUGUGCUGAAAGAGAAAAAGUUCAGCUUGGUGGAACUAGUUCAUCACUUCUUCACUGAAACCAAAGGAAUCUGCAGCUUUGAUCACUUCCAGGUUCUGUUCAUCUUUGAUGGUCUGGAUGAGAGUUGUCUUCCUCUGGACUUCCAGAACAAGGAGAUCCUGACUGAUGUCACAGAGUCCACCUCAGUGGAUGUUCUGCUGACAGUUCAGACCAAAGUGAAGAAGGUCAAAUACGAUGGAGGAUAUGAGACAGAUCCACACUGGACCACAGAGAGCAGGAAGAUGAUCGAGUCUCUGGGAAAACUGGCUUUUGAUCAGCUGCAGAAAGGAAACCUGAUCUUCUAUGAAUCAGACCUGACAGAGUGUGGCAUCGAUAUCAGGGCAGCCUCAGUUUACUCAGGAGUGUUCACACAGAUCUUUAGAGAGGAGAGAGGGCUGUACCAGAACCAGGACAAGGUGUUCUGCUUUGUCCAUCUGAGUGUUCAGGAGUUUCUGGCCGCUCUUCAUGUCCAUCUAACCUUCAUCAAGGAUGGAGUUAAUCUAAUGGAACAACAAAAAAAGAGGAAUAUACAUUUGAAGAAACCAAAUCUAAACUAUGUCCAUCAGAGUGCCGUGGAUCAGGCCUUACAGAGUCCAAAUGGACACCUGGACUUGUUCCUCCGCUUCCUCCUUGGUUUUUCCCUUCAGACCAAUCAGAUUCUCCUUCAAGGUCUGCUGACACAGAAACGGCAAACCUCACAGACCAAUAAGGAAACAGUUCAGUACAUUAAGAUGAAGAUCAAUGAGAAACUGUCUGCAGAGAAAAGCAUCAACCUGUUCCACUGUCUGAAUGAACUGAAUGAUCAUUCUCUGGUCCAGGAGAUCCAACAGUCCCUGAGUUCAGGAAGUCUCUCCACAGAUAAACUGUCUCCUGCUCAGUGGUCAGCUCUGGCCUUCAUCUUACUGUCCUCUGGAAAAGAUCUAGAUGUUUUUGACCUGAGAAAAUACUCUGCUUCAGAGAAAAUUCUUCUCAGGCUGCUGCCAGUAGUCAAAGCUUCCAACAAAGUCAUCUUGAAGAGCUGUAACCUCUCAGAGAGAAGCUGUGGAUUUCUGUCCUUGGUUCUCGGUUCUGAGUCCGUUGUCCUGAGAUAUUUGGACCUGAGUAACAACAACCUGCAGGAUUCUGGAGUGGAGCUGCUGUCGUCUGGACUAAAGAAUCCUGAUUUAUCUGGAUACCUGCCUAAUCCUGGAGAAAACAAUCGCUUCCUGGAACCUGCCUCUCUGUCCUCCGCCUCAGCCUCUGUCUCUGCCCUCAGUCCUCAGCCAGCUGACCAGCCUCUGGACCCACAAGGUUCCCCCCCUGCAGAUCAGAAUACCCUCUGA
This is a messenger RNA of Cyprinodon variegatus (sheepshead minnow), 2649 nucleotides long. Its product is annotated as protein NLRC3-like. The record is from RefSeq and is a predicted model, not a curated record. Gene Ontology annotation, molecular function: protein binding. NCBI's taxonomy places the organism in Eukaryota, Metazoa, Chordata, Actinopteri, Cyprinodontiformes, Cyprinodontidae. The transcript is spliced from 9 exons. Bases 1 to 2649 code for a protein of 882 amino acids.